AUGAGAGCUUCAAUUGCUAUCAUUGGUUUCUUUUGUCUUAUAUCUGUCAACAGUGCACCUUUAUCCGAACCCCAAGUCAACAACGAUAUUCUCCCAGAAAGUGUGCCAGUUUUACAUGCACCUAUUCAAUUGAACAAUAAUGAGGCUCAUCCAAGCACAAACAGCUAUACACUCAGUCCUCAUAUCGACCUUAUUGGUCCUGCUAAAGCAAUAGAGGCUUCUGAAAGCAUCGCUCGAUUUUUGUCUUCUGAUGGUACUACUAAGUCUACCCUAAGUAAAAGUGCAAUUUUCAGCACCGCAUUUGCUGCCAUAGCUGUGGCAUUAUAUCUUGUUCUUUGGCCCACAAAAUAUUGGGGAUAUAAGGUUUGCUUGGAUGACGCUUCUGACAGUUCCAGCCGAUAG
Phycomyces blakesleeanus NRRL 1555(-) is the source of this 402-nucleotide messenger RNA. RefSeq lists its product as hypothetical. The record is from RefSeq and is a predicted model, not a curated record. The transcript is spliced from 3 exons. The coding region runs from base 1 to 402 and encodes 133 amino acids. NCBI's taxonomy places the organism in Eukaryota, Fungi, Mucoromycota, Mucoromycetes, Mucorales, Phycomycetaceae.